AUGGGCAGCCUGGGCAGCCUGGGCAGCAUGGGCAGCAUGGGCACCAUGGGCAGACAGGCUGCUCAGGCCCAGGGUCUGCUGUCUAAUGGCGAGCCUGACCCUGCCUUUCUGCCCAGUGUCCCGGGCAGUCUGUGCAUCCCCGCCCCUCCGUCAGCCUGGGAGCCGUGGGCACCCAGCGCCGGGCCAGGGCUGCUGGUGCGGGCCACUGGGGCCCAGGGAGGGUCCCGGCCCGGAGCUGGGAGGGCGCGCUGGGCAGAGCAAGUGCGAGUGGACGUGCCCAAGUCAGGAGAGACCUUCGUGGGGCGGAGGGAGCACCGGGCGCCCGGCCACAGCCUGGAAGGAGGCCCGAGGGUGGGGCAGCGAAGGGAGGCGCCCGGGAGGGUGUCUGGGGAGCCUGCAGCCCGGGACCAUCACUGCCGGGCAAGUUGGGAGGACGCUGGCCUCGUGUCCGGCCGCCAGCUGCAGCCUGGAUUGCCAGACACGGACCCGGAGGAGGACCCCUCUGUGACCGAGGGGCCCGUGGACGAGAUCAUUCGGCCUCGGCCACAGGGGUCCUCGCCCGUCUACGAAUGCUCGACGGAGGAGUUCGGACGCCCGGAAGACACACCCAGCAGGCGAGCCCCCUCGGGGCGACGGCGGUCCUGGUGGAAGCGGGAUUCCGGGGACUCCCGGACACUUUCCAAGAUGAGUCGUGCAGAGGAGGCGACGGAGGUGACGCUGGAGACUGAGGCGGAGGCUGGAGUCAGCGGCUACAGCGUCACGGGCGGCGGGGAACAGGGCAUCUUUGUGAAGCAGGUGCUGCAGGGCUCCUCGGCCGCCAGGCUCUUCAGCCUGAGAGAAGGGGACCAGCUGCUCAGCGCCACCAUCUUCUUCGACAACAUCAGCUAUGAGGACGCGCUCAAAAUCCUCCAGUACUCGGAGCCGUACAAGGUCCAGCUCAGGAUCAAGCGGCCACUUCCCGCCGGCGGGGAUGGCGAGCGGGCUCACAGCGCCACCCAGGUCGCCCCGGAGCGCACGGAGAAGCAGGACGUGGGCGAGGCCUACGGGAGCACGGACACUCCCGUGCGGUCGCUGGACGCAGAAGGAGACCAGGAGAGGCUCAUCUCCCGGCCCAGAGAGGGCCGAGGCCGGCGUCCCCGGGGGGACAGGCUCUCUUGGCCCAAGUUCCAAGCCAUAAAGACCAAGCGAGGGCCCCGGAGGUCACGCAGCUCCUCGGAGGCCGGCGAGAGGGGCCAGGCCCUGGACGUGUCCCCCACGAGCUCAGACGCGGAGGCCCAGUUCCUGGCAGAGGAGCGGGAGCCCCGCGCAGGGCCCGGUGGCCAGCGGAGGAGGAGGCUCCUGAACCUGCAGUUCAAGAAGGAUGCAGAGGGGAGCGAUGGAGAAGAUACCAGAGCACUCAGAAAAGGCCGAAAAAAAAUGACCGGAAAGGAACCACAAGGAACACUGCAGGGCGACGUGAGACGUCGGGACACAGAGUUGGCAGCCCGGGACACCAGGUUCAAGAUGCCCAAGUUCAAGAUGCCGUCCUUCGGAGUGUCGGCCUCCGGCAAGCCCGUACAGGCCUCGGCGGACGUGUCCCUGCCCUCCGUGCAGGCCGAGGUGAAGACCAGUGUCAUCAGCCGAGAGCUGGCCUCCGCCGACGUGCACAUGAAGACAGGCGAGCUGGGCGAGAAGCUGCCCGUGGCCCACAUGCCCAAGGUGCAGAUGCCCAGCAUCAAGAUGCCCAAAGUAGAUUUCAAGGGCCCCCAGAUGGACAUCAAGGGCCCCCAGGUGGACAUGAAGGGCCCCCAGGUGGACCUCAAGGGGCCCAAAUUGGACGUGAAGACCCCCAAGGGCCAGGUGACCGGCCCUGAGGUGGACGUGGCUGUCCCCAGCGUGGAGGUGGACGUGCAGGCGCCCGGCGCCAGGCUGGAGGGCGACCUCGGCCUGGGUGACAAGGAGGGGGCCAGCAAGUUCAAGAUGCCCAAGUUCAAGAUGCCGUCCUUCGGCGUGUCGGGACCCGGCAAGGAUCUGGGCACCUCCGUGGACGUGACCAUGCCCAAGGCCACUGGGGAGGUGAGCCUGCCCUCGGUGGGCGUUGACCUCGCGGGCCCCCAGAGGGGGGGCAUCCAGCUUCCCUCUGCUGAGGUGGAGCUGCCAGGGGCAGAGGUGGAGGUGGCCCUGCCCGAGGGAGAGGUGGCCCUGGGCGACCUGAAGGGCAAAGCAGACGGCGCCAGGUUCAAGGGCCACCUGCCCAAGGUGCAGAUGCCCAGCAUCAAGAUGCCCAAGGUGGACAUCAAGGGCCCCCAGAUGGACAUCAAGGGCCCUCAGGUGGACAUCAAGGCACCCAAGCUGGACAUCAAGGGCCCCCAGGUGGACCUCAAGGGGCCCAAAUUGGACGUGAAGACCCCCAAGGGCCAGGUGACCGGCCCUGAGGUGGACGUGGCUGUCCCCAGCGUGGAGGUGGACGUGCAGGCGCCCGGCACCAGGCUGGAGGGCGACCUCGGCCUGGGUGACAAGGAGGGGGCCAGCAAGUUCAAGAUGCCCAAGUUCAAGAUGCUGUCCUUCGGCGUGUCGGGGCCCGGCAAGGAUCUGGGCACCUCCGUGGACGUGACCAUGCCCAAGGCCACUGGGGAGGUGAGCCUGCCCUCGGUGGGCGUUGACCUGCGGGCCCCAGAGGGGGGCAUCCAGCUUCCCUCUGCUGAGGUGGAGCUGCCAGGGGCAGAGGUGGAGGUGGCCCUGCCCGAGGGAGAGGUGGCCCUGGGCGACCUGAAGGGCAAAGCAGACGGCGCCAGGUUCAAGGGCCACCUGCCCAAGGUGCAGAUGCCCAGCAUCAAGAUGCCCAAGGUGGACAUCAAGGGCCCCCAGAUGGACAUCAAGGGCCCUCAGGUGGACAUCAAGGCACCCAAGCUGGACAUCAAGGGCCCCCAGAUGGACCUCAAGGGGCCCAAAUUGGACGUGAAGACCCCCAAGGGCCACGUGACCGGCCCUGAGGUGGACGUGGCUGUCCCCAGCGUGGAGGUGGACGUGCAGGCGCCCGGCGCCAGGCUGGAGGGUGACCUCGGCCUGGGUGACAAGGAGGGGGCCAGCAAGUUCAAGAUGCCCAAGUUCAAGAUGCCGUCCUUCGGCGUGUCGGGGCCCGGCAAGGAUCUGGGCACCUCCGUGGACGUGACCAUGCCCAAGGCCACUGGGGAGGUGAGCCUGCCCUCGGUGGGCGUUGACCUGCGGGCCCCAGAGGGAGGCAUCCAGCUGCCCUCUGCUGAGGUGGAGCUGCCAGGGGCAGAGGUGGAGGUGGCCCUGUCCGAGCGAGAGGUGGCCCUGGGCGACCUGAAGGGCAAAGCAGAUGGUGCCAAGAUCAAGGGCCACCUGCCCAAGAUGCAGAUGCCCAGCAUCAAGAUGCCCAAGCUGGAUAUCAAGGGCCCCCAGGUGGACCUCAAGGGGCCUAAGCUGGAUGUGAAGACCCCCAAAGGCCAAGUGACCGGCCCAGAGGUGGACGUGGCUCUGCCCAGCGUGGAGGUGGACGUGCAGGCGCCCGGCGUCAGGCUGGAGGGCGACCUCGGCCUGGGUGACAAGGAGGGGGCCAGCAAGUUCAAGAUGCCCAAGUUCAAGAUGCCGUCCUUCGGCGUGUCGGGGCCCGGCAAGGAUCUGGGCACCUCCGUGGGCGUGACCAUGCCCAAGGCCACUGGGGAGGUGAGCCUGCCCUCGGUGGGCGUUGACCUGCGGGCCCAGAGGGGGGGCAUCCAGCUUCCCUCUGCUGAGAUGGAGCUGCCAGGGGCAGAGGUGGAGGUGGCCCUGCCCGAGGGAGAGGUGGCCCUGGGCGACCUGAAGGGCAAAGCAGACGGCGCCAGGUUCAAGGGCCACCUGCCCAAGGUGCAGAUGCUCAGCAUCAAGAUGCCCAAGAUGGACAUCAAGGGCCCCCAGGUGGACCUCAAGGGGCCCAAAUUGGACGUGAAGACCCCCAAGGGCCAGGUGACCGGCCCAGAGGUGGACGUGGCUCUGCCCAGCGUGGAGGUGGACGUGCAGGCGCCCGGCGUCAGGCUGGAGGGCGACCUCGGCCUGGGUGACAAGGAGGGGGCCAGCAAGUUCAAGAUGCCCAAGUUCAAGAUGCCGUCCUUCGGCGUGUCGGGGCCCGGCAAGGAUCUGGGCACCUCCGUGGACGUGACCAUGCCCAAGGCCACUGGGGAGGUGAGCCUGCCCUCGGUGGGCGUUGACCUGCGGGCCCCAGAGGGGGGCAUCCAGCUGCCCUCUGCUGAGGUGGAGCUGCCAGGGGCAGAGGUGGAGGUGGCCCUGUCCGAGCGAGAGGUGGCCCUGGGCGACCUGAAGGGCAAAGCAGAUGGUGCCAAGAUCAAGGGCCACCUGCCCAAGAUGCAGAUGCCCAGCAUCAAGAUGCCCAAGGUGGACAUCAAGGGGGCCCCCCAGGUGGACCUCAAGGGGCCUAAGCUGGAUGUGAAGACCCCCAAAGGCCAAGUGACCGGCCCAGAGGUGGACGUGGCUCUGCCCAGCGUGGAGGUGGACGUGCAGGCGCCCGGCGUCAGGCUGGAGGGCGACCUCGGCCUGGGUGACAAGGAGGGGGCCAGCAAGUUCAAGAUGCCCAAGUUCAAGAUGCCGUCCCUUCGGCGUGUCGGGGGCCCGGCAAGGAUCUGGGCACCUCCGUGGGACGUGACCAUGCCCAAGGCCACUGGGGAGGUGAGCCUGCCCUCGGUGGGCGUUGACCUGCGGGCCCCAGGGGGCAUCCAGCUGCCCUCUGCUGAGGUGGAGCUGCCAGGGGCAGAGGUGGAGGUGGCCCUGCCCGAGGGAGAGGUGGCCCUGGGCGACCUGAAGGGCAAAGCAGACGGCGCCAGGUUCAAGGGCCACCUGCCCAAGGUGCAGAUGCCCAGCAUCAAGAUGCCCAAGGUGGACAUCAAGGGCCCCCAGAUGGACAUCAAGGGCCCUCAGGUGGACAUCAAGGCACCCAAGCUGGACGUGACCGGCCCUGAGGUGGACGUGGCUGUCCCCAGCGUGGAGGUGGACGUGCAGGCGCCCGGCGCCAGGCUGGAGGGUGACCUCGGCCUGGGUGACAAGGAGGGGGCCAGCAAGUUCAAGAUGCCCAAGUUCAAGAUGCCGUCCUUCGGCGUGUCGGGGCCCGGCAAGGAUCUGGGCACCUCCGUGGACGUGACCAUGCCCAAGGCCACUGGGGAGGUGAGCCUGCCCUCGGUGGGCGUUGACCUGCGGGCCCCAGAGGGGGGCAUCCAGCUGCCCUCUGCUGAGGUGGAGCUGCCAGGGGCAGAGGUGGAGGUGGCCCUGCCCGAGGGAGAGGUGGCCCUGGGCGACCUGAAGGGCAAAGCAGACGGCGCCAGGUUCAAGGGCCACCUGCCCAAGGUGCAGAUGCCCAGCAUCAAGAUGCCCAAGGUGGACAUCAAGGGCCCCCCAGAUGGACAUCAAGGGCCCUCAGGUGGACAUCAAGGCACCCAAGCUGGACAUCAAGGGGCCCCCCAGAUGGACCUCAAGGGGCCCAAAUUGGACAGGGAGGCAUCCAGCUGCCCUCUGCUGAGGUGGAGCUGCCAGGGGGCAGAGGUGGAGGUGGCCCUGUCCGAGCGAGAGGUGGCCCUGGGCGACCUGAAGGGCAAAGCAGAUGGUGCCAAGAUCAAGGGCCACCUGCCCAAGAUGCAGAUGCCCAGCAUCAAGAUGCCCAAGGUGGACAUCAAGGGCCCCCAGAUGGACAUCAAGGGCCCUCAGGUGGACAUCAAGGCACCCAAGCUGGAUAUCAAGGGCCCCCAGGUGGACCUCAAGGGGCCUAAGCUGGAUGUGAAGACCCCCCAAAGGCCAAGUGACCGGCCCAGAGGUGGGACGUGGCUCUGCCCAGCGUGGAGGUGGGACGUGCAGGCGCCCGGCGUCAGGCUGGAGGGCGACCUCGGCCUGGGUGACAAGGAGGGGGCCAGCAAGUUCAAGAUGCCCAAGUUCAAGAUGCCGUCCUUCGGCGUGUCGGGGCCCGGCAAGGAUCUGGGCACCUCCGUGGACGUGACCAUGCCCAAGGCCACUGGGGAGGUGAGCCUGCCCUCGGUGGGCGUUGACCUGCGGGCCCCAGAGGGGGGCAUCCAGCUUCCCUCUGCUGAGAUGGAGCUGCCAGGGGCAGAGGUGGAGGUGGCCCUGCCCGAGGGAGAGGUGGCCCUGGGCGACCUGAAGGGCAAAGCAGACGGCGCCAGGUUCAAGGGCCACCUGCCCAAGGUGCAGAUGCCCAGCAUCAAGAUGCCCAAGAUGGACAUCAAGGGCCCCCAGGUGGACCUCAAGGGGCCCAAAUUGGACGUGAAGACCCCCAAGGGCCAGGUGACCGGCCCAGAGGUGGACGUGGCUCUGCCCAGCGUGGAGGUGGACGUGCAGGCGCCCGGCGUCAGGCUGGAGGGCGACCUCGGCCUGGGUGACAAGGAGGGGGCCAGCAAGUUCAAGAUGCCCAAGUUCAAGAUGCCGUCCUUCGGCGUGUCGGGGCCCGGCAAGGAUCUGGGCACCUCCGUGGACGUGACCAUGCCCAAGGCCACUGGGGAGGUGAGCCUGCCCUCGGUGGGCGUUGACCUGCGGGCCCCAGAGGGGGGCAUCCAGCUGCCCUCUGCUGAGGUGGAGCUGCCAGGGGGCAGAGGUGGAGGUGGCCCUGUCCCAGAUGGUGCCAAGAUCAAGGGCCACCUGCCCAAGAUGCAGAUGCCCAGCAUCAAGAUGCCCAAGGUGGACAUCAAGGGCCCCCAGAUGGACAUCAAGGGCCCUCAGGUGGACCUCAAGGGGCCUAAGCUGGAUGUGAAGACCCCCCAAAGGCCAAGUGACCGGCCCAGAGGUGGGACGUGGCUCUGCCCAGCGUGGAGGUGGGACGUGCAGGCGCCCGGCGUCAGGCUGGAGGGCGACCUCGGCCUGGGUGACAAGGAGGGGGCCAGCAAGUUCAAGAUGCCCAAGUUCAAGAUGCCGUCCUUCGGCGUGUCGGGGCCCGGCAAGGAUCUGGGCACCUCCGUGGACGUGACCAUGCCCAAGGCCACUGGGGAGGUGAGCCUGCCCUCGGUGGGCGUUGACCUGCGGGCCCCAGAGGGGGGCAUCCAGCUGCCCUCUGCUGAGGUGGAGCUGCCAGGGGCAGAGGUGGAGGUGGCCCUGCCCGAGGGAGAGGUGGCCCUGGGCGACCUGAAGGGCAAAGCAGACGGCGCCAGGUUCAAGGGCCACCUGCCCAAGGUGCAGAUGCCCAGCAUCAAGAUGCCCAAGGUGGACAUCAAGGGCCCCCAGAUGGACAUCAAGGGCCCUCAGGUGGACAUCAAGGCACCCAAGCUGGACAUCAAGGGCCCCCAGGUGGACCUCAAGGGGCCCAAAUUGGACGUGAAGACCCCCAAGGGCCAGGUGACCGGCCCAGAGGUGGACGUGGCUCUGCCCAGCGUGGAGGUGGACGUGCAGGCGCCCGGCGUCAGGCUGGAGGGCGACCUCGGCCUGGGUGACAAGGAGGGGGCCAGCAAGUUCAAGAUGCCCAAGUUCAAGAUGCCGUCCUUCGGCGUGUCGGGGCCCGGCAAGGAUCUGGGCACCUCCGUGGACGUGACCAUGCCCAAGGCCACUGGGGAGGUGAGCCUGCCCUCGGUGGGCGUUGACCUGCGGGCCCCAGAGGGGGGCAUCCAGCUGCCCUCUGCUGAGGUGGAGCUGCCAGGGGCAGAGGUGGAGGUGGCCCUGUCCGAGCGAGAGGUGGCCCUGGGCGACCUGAAGGGCAAAGCAGAUGGUGCCAAGAUCAAGGGCCACCUGCCCAAGAUGCAGAUGCCCAGCAUCAAGAUGCCCAAGGUGGACAUCAAGGGCCCCCAGAUGGACAUCAAGGGCCCUCAGGUGGACAUCAAGGCACCCAAGCUGGAUAUCAAGGGCCCCCAGGUGGACCUCAAGGGGCCUAAGCUGGAUGUGAAGACCCCCAAAGGCCAAGUGACCGGCCCAGAGGUGGACGUGGCUCUGCCCAGCGUGGAGGUGGACGUGCAGGCGCCCAGCGUCAGGCUGGAGGGCGACCUCGGCCUGGGUGACAAGGAGGGGGCCAGCAAGUUCAAGAUGCCCAAGUUCAAGAUGCCGUCCUUCGGCGUGUCGGGGCCCGGCAAGGAUCUGGGCACCUCCGUGGACGUGACCAUGCCCAAGGCCACUGGGGAGGUGAGCCUGCCCUCGGUGGGCGUUGACCUGCGGGCCCCAGAGGGGGGCAUCCAGCUUCCCUCUGCUGAGAUGGAGCUGCCAGGGGCAGAGGUGGAGGUGGCCCUGCCCGAGGGAGAGGUGGCCCUGGGCGACCUGAAGGGCAAAGCAGACGGCGCCAGGUUCAAGGGCCACCUGCCCAAGGUGCAGAUGCCCAGCAUCAAGAUGCCCAAGGUGGACAUCAAGGGCCCCCAGAUGGACAUCAAGGGCCCUCAGGUGGACAUCAAGGCACCCAAGAUGGACAUCAAGGGCCCCCAGGUGGACCUCAAGGGGCCCAAAUUGGACGUGAAGACCCCCAAGGGCCAGGUGACCGGCCCAGAGGUGGACGUGGCUCUGCCCAGCGUGGAGGUGGACGUGCAGGCGCCCGGCGCCAGGCUGGAGGGCGACCUCGGCCUGGGUGACAAGGAGGGGGCCAGCAAGUUCAAGAUGCCCAAGUUCAAGAUGCCGUCCUUCGGCGUGUCGGGGCCCGGCAAGGAUCUGGGCACCUCCGUGGACGUGACCAUGCCCAAGGCCACUGGGGAGGUGAGCCUGCCCUCGGUGGGCGUUGACCUGCGGGCCCCAGAGGGGGGCAUCCAGCUGCCCUCUGCUGAGGUGGAGCUGCAGGGGGCAGAGGUGGAGGUGGCCCUGUCCGAGCGAGAGGUGGCCCUGGGCGACCUGAAGGGCAAAGCAGAUGGUGCCAAGAUCAAGGGCCACCUGCCCAAGAUGCAGAUGCCCAGCAUCAAGAUGCCCAAGGUGGACAUCAAGGGCCCCCAGAUGGACAUCAAGGGCCCUCAGGUGGACAUCAAGGCACCCAAGAUGGAUAUCAAGGGCCCCCAGGUGGACCUCAAGGGGCCUAAGCUGGAUGUGAAGACCCCCAAAGGCCAAGUGACCGGCCCAGAGGUGGACGUGGCUCUGCCCAGCGUGGAGGUGGACGUGCAGGCGCCCGGCGUCAGGCUGGAGGGCGACCUCGGCCUGGGUGACAAGGAGGGGGCCAGCAAGUUCAAGAUGCCCAAGUUCAAGAUGCCGUCCUUCGGCGUGUCGGGGCCCGGCAAGGAUCUGGGCACCUCCGUGGACGUGACCAUGCCCAAGGCCACUGGGGAGGUGAGCCUGCCCUCGGUGGGCGUUGACCUGCGGGCCCCAGAGGGGGGCAUCCAGCUUCCCUCUGCUGAGGUGGAGCUGCCAGGGGCAGAGGUGGAGGUGGCCCUGCCCGAGGGAGAGGUGGCCCUGGGCGACCUGAAGGGCAAAGCAGACGGCGCCAGGUUCAAGGGCCACCUGCCCAAGGUGCAGAUGCCCAGCAUCAAGAUGCCCAAGGUGGACAUCAAGGGCCCCCAGAUGGACAUCAAGGGCCCUCAGGUGGACAUCAAGGCACCCAAGCUGGACAUCAAGGGCCCCCAGAUGGACCUCAAGGGGCCCAAAUUGGACGUGAAGACCCCCAAGGGCCAGGUGACCGGCCCUGAGGUGGACGUGGCUGUCCCCAGCGUGGAGGUGGACGUGCAGGCGCCCGGCGCCAGGCUGGAGGGUGACCUCAGCCUGGGUGACAAGGAGGGGGCCAGCAAGUUCAAGAUGCCCAAGUUCAAGAUGCCGUCCUUCGGCGUGUCGGGGCCCGGCAAGGAUCUGGGCACCUCCGUGGACGUGACCAUGCCCAAGGCCACUGGGGAGGUGAGCCUGCCCUCGGUGGGCGUUGACCUGCGGGCCCCAGAGGGAGGCAUCCAGCUGCCCUCUGCUGAGGUGGAGCUGCAGGGGGCAGAGGUGGAGGUGGCCCUGUCCGAGCGAGAGGUGGCCCUGGGCGACCUGAAGGGCAAAGCAGAUGGUGCCAAGAUCAAGGGCCACCUGCCCAAGAUGCAGAUGCCCAGCAUCAAGAUGCCCAAGGUGGACAUCAAGGGCCCCCAGAUGGACAUCAAGGGCCCUCAGGUGGACAUCAAGGCACCCAAGCUGGAUAUCAAGGGCCCCCAGGUGGACCUCAAGGGGCCUAAGCUGGAUGUGAAGACCCCCAAAGGCCAAGUGACCGGCCCAGAGGUGGACGUGGCUCUGCCCAGCGUGGAGGUGGACGUGCAGGCGCCCGGCGUCAGGCUGGAGGGCGACCUCGGCCUGGGUGACAAGGAGGGGGCCAGCAAGUUCAAGAUGCCCAAGUUCAAGAUGCCGUCCCUUCGGCGUGUCGGGGGCCCGGCAAGGAUCUGGGCACCUCCGUGGGACGUGACCAUGCCCAAGGCCACUGGGGAGGUGAGCCUGCCCUCGGUGGGCGUUGACCUGCGGGCCCCAGAGGGGGGCAUCCAGCUUCCCUCUGCUGAGAUGGAGCUGCCAGGGGCAGAGGUGGAGGUGGCCCUGCCCGAGGGAGAGGUGGCCCUGGGCGACCUGAAGGGCAAAGCAGACGGCGCCAGGUUCAAGGGCCACCUGCCCAAGGUGCAGAUGCCCAGCAUCAAGAUGCCCAAGAUGGACAUCAAGGGCCCCCAGGUGGACCUCAAGGGGCCCAAAUUGGACGUGAAGACCCCCAAGGGCCAGGUGACCGGCCCUGAGGUGUACGUGGCUGUCCCCAGCGUGGAGGUGGACGUGCAGGCGCCCGGCGCCAGGCUGGAGGGUGACCUCAGCCUGGGUGACAAGGAGGGGGCCAGCAAGUUCAAGAUGCCCAAGUUCAAGAUGCCGUCCUUCGGCGUGUCGGGGCCCGGCAAGGAUCUGGGCACCUCCGUGGACGUGACCAUGCCCAAGGCCACUGGGGAGGUGAGCCUGCCCUCGGUGGGCGUUGACCUGCGGGCCCCAGAGGGGGGCAUCCAGCUUCCCUCUGCUGAGAUGGAGCUGCCAGGGGCAGAGGUGGAGGUGGCCCUGCCCGAGGGAGAGGUGGCCCUGGGCGACCUGAAGGGGCAAGCAGACGGCGCCAGGUUCAAGGGCCACCUGCCCAAGGUGCAGAUGCCCAGCAUCAAGAUGCCCAAGGUGGACAUCAAGGGCCCCCAGAUGGACAUCAAGGGCCCUCAGCUGGAUGUGAAGACCCCCAAAGGCCAAGUGACCGGCACAGAGGUGGACGUGGCUCUGCCCAGCGUGGAGGUGGACGUGCAGGCGCCCGGCGUCAGGCUGGAGGGCGACCUCGGCCUGGGUGACAAGGAGGGGGCCAGCAAGUUCAAGAUGCCCAAGUUCAAGAUGCCGUCCCUUCGGCGUGUCGGGGGCCCGGCAAGGAUCUGGGCACCUCCGUGGGACGUGACCAUGCCCAAGGCCACUGGGGAGGUGAGCCUGCCCUCGGUGGGCGUUGACCUGCGGGCCCCAGAGGGGGGCAUCCAGCUUCCCUCUGCUGAGAUGGAGCUGCCAGGGGCAGAGGUGGAGGUGGCCCUGCCCGAGGGAGAGGUGGCCCUGGGCGACCUGAAGGGCAAAGCAGACGGCGCCAGGUUCAAGGGCCACCUGCCCAAGGUGCAGAUGCCCAGCAUCAAGAUGCCCAAGGUGGACAUCAAGGGCCCCCCAGAUGACAUCAAGGGCCCUCAGGUGGACAUCAAGGCACCCAAGCUGGACAUCAAGGGGCCCCCAGGUGGACCUCAAGGGGCCCAAAUUGGGACGUGAAGACCCCCCAAGGGCCAGGUGACCGGCCCUGAGGUGGACGUGGCUGUCCCCAGCGUGGAGGUGGACGUGCAGGCGCCCGGCACCAGGCUGGAGGGUGACCUCAGCCUGGGUGACAAGGAGGGGGCCAGCAAGUUCAAGAUGCCCAAGUUCAAGAUGCCGUCCUUCGGCGUGUUGGGGCCCGGCAAGGAUCUGGGCACCUCCGUGGACGUGACCAUGCCCAAGGCCACUGGGGAGGUGAGCCUGCCCUCGGUGGGCGUUGACCUGCGGGCCCCAGAGGGGGGCAUCCAGCUUCCCUCUGCUGAGGUGGAGCUGCCAGGGGCAGAGGUGGAGGUGGCCCUGCCCGAGGGAGAGGUGGCCCUGGGCGACCUGAAGGGCAAAGCAGACGGCGCCAGGUUCAAUGGCCACCUGCCCAAGGUGCAGAUGCCCAGCAUCAAGAUGCCCAAGGUGGACAUCAAGGGCCCCCAGAUGGACAUCAAGGGCCCUCAGGUGGACAUCAAGGCACCCAAGCUGGAUAUCAAGGGCCCCCAGGUGGACCUCAAGGGGCCUAAGCUGGAUGUGAAGACCCCCAAAGGCCAAGUGACCGGCCCAGAGGUGGACGUGGCUCUGCCCAGCGUGGAGGUGGACGUGCAGGCGCCCGGCGUCAGGCUGGAGGGCGACCUCGGCCUGGGUGACAAGGAGGGGGCCAGCAAGUUCAAGAUGCCCAAGUUCAAGAUGCCGUCCCUUGCGUGUCGGGGGCCCGGCAAGGAUCUGGGCACCUCCGUGGACGUGACCAUGCCCAAGGCCACUGGGGAGGUGAGCCUGCCCUCGGUGGGCGUUGACCUGCGGGCCCCAGAGGGGGGCAUCCAGCUUCCCUCUGCUGAGAUGGAGCUGCCAGGGGCAGAGGUGGAGGUGGCCCUGCCCGAGGGAGAGGUGGCCCUGGGCGACCUGAAGGGCAAAGCAGACGGCGCCAGGUUCAAGGGCCACCUGCCCAAGGUGCAGAUGCCCAGCAUCAAGAUGCCCAAGGUGGACAUCAAGGGCCCCCAGAUGGACAUCAAGGGCCCUCAGGUGGACAUCAAGGCACCCAAGAUGGACAUCAAGGGCCCCCAGGUGGACGUGGCUCUGCCCAGCGUGGAGGUGGACGUGCAGGCGCCCGGCGCCAGGCUGGAGGGUGACCUCAGCCUGGGUGACAAGGAGGGGGCCAGCAAGUUCAAGAUGCCCAAGUUCAAGAUGCCGUCCUUCGGCAUGUCCGGGCUCGGGAAGGAUCUGGGCACCUCCGUGGACGUGACCAUGCCCAAGGCCACUGGGGAGGUGAGCCUGCCCUCGGUGGGCGUUGACCUGCGGGCCCCAGACGGAGGCGUCCAGCUGCCCUCUGCUGAGAUGGAGCUGCCAGGGGCAGAAGUGGAGGUGGCCCUGCCCGAGGGAGAGGUGGCCCUGGGCGACCUGAAGGGCAAAGCAGACGGCGCCAGGUUCAAGGGCCACCUGCCCAAGGUGCAUUUUCCCAGCAUCAAGAUGCCCAAGGUUGACUUUAAGGGCCCCCAGGUGGACCUGAAGGCGCCCAAAGUGGACAUGAAGGGUCACAAGGGCUCAUUUUCUGGCCCCCGGGGGGAUUUUUCUUCUCCUAACGUGGAGGUGGACGUGCAGUCUCCCGGUGCCCAGCUGGAGGCGGACCUGGGCCGGGGUGACCAUGACGGAAGCAGCAAGUUCAAGUUGCCCGAAGUGACGGUGCCGUGUUUCCGUCCAUCAUCCAGUGAGACUUCAGUUUCCUGUGACCCUGCCUUCAGCUACGGUCCUGCAGGUGUGGGCUCUGCCAUCGAGGGCUCUGUUUCAGUGGGUCCCAGUGGUCAUUCUGUUCCGUCUGCUGAGCUGCAUGGAGUUUCUGGCCCCAAAUCUGGAGAAAAGAGCAAAGUUAAGAAACCGCAUUUCAAAAUCCCCAAGGUGUUCUCUCCCCCAGGAAAGUCUCCUCCAGGUCUGGUCCUUCUGGGGGCAGAGCCGGGGGCCCCCACAUCUGGCCCUGCAGGAGCUGCCCCCGAGAUGGCAGCUGAGGACUGGUCUGUCGGGGUGUCUGGAGAGCCACCGGUGCCCCGGCGCCACCUGGGCCGGCCCGGCUUCUCCUCAGCCAGCCACGAUAUCGGUGGUCCCGUUACCGAGUCCUCUAUCGCCACGUCUUGUGAGCGCGUCACUCUUACAAGAUACCAAGUGGCCCUCCCCGGGACCCGCGUUUCUGGGGAGCUGCAGGAGGAAACCCGCUCCGAGCCCCAGCGGGAGGCUCGCCUUCUCAGCUCUGCGGCUUGUGCUGACAUCCAGUCCUGGGAGCACGUUCCUCUGUCCCCACCGGACAGCCGCCCGGGCCCCGUGGACACCCUGACUCUCACAUCGGAAGUCCGGGUGACCUUUCCUAAAUUUCACGGCCCCAAGUUUGCUUUUCCAGGCUCUGCAGCUGCGGCGGCGGACAAGGAGCCGCAAUCUGUGGGGUGUGCCCUGUCUCUCCCCAGCCCCGCGCCGGGACCAGACUCCGAGGAAGCCACUGUGGGCCCGUGGCCGGGCUACCAGCCGCUGUGUGCAAGUGUCUCCCUGUCCCAGGGGAUGCCAGGCAGUGUGGGGAUCCCAGCAGUGGCCUCAGGGGCCGGGCCGGCUGAAGACACUGAUCGUGAGGGGAAAAGCAGCCCCCUAAAAAUGCCCCGUCUCCGCCUCCCGUCCUUCAGGCGGUCCCCGAAGAAGGAGGUCGUGCCUAAAGGGGACCCUGGACAGAGCCUGGCUGCCGAGGCAGGCGUGCCCGGUGCCCCCGGGGACGGGACCCCUGAGACCAAUGGCGAGCAGGGGAAGGCGAAAACGCCUGGCUUUGCCGUGCCGAAACUGGCCCUUCCCAAAAUGAGGUCUUCCAGGGGAGGGGACCCGGAGCCCGCCCUUGCCAGUUCCGCCAGCCCCGCAGCAGCAGGGGGGGCCCCCCAUGCCGCCCCAGGGGCUGGCAGUGAGGGCCCCCCGGGAAGCGUGGGCACGGAGGUCCCCCUGCCACAGGUCCUCCUGCCCACAGGGCCUGACCUCAGACCCAGCCCUGCCGCAGGCGGCCUUCCCCCCCCUGCGCCGGACUCGUCUCUCCGAGAGGGCAGCGGAGGCCCCCGGCUGGCGGCCGACCCCACCAGCCUGCCUGUGGCGGAGGCGGCGGCCCCCGCAGCGGGAAGCCAGGGGGGCGACACGGCAGCGGGCGCGGUGCCGGCCAGCUCGCAGGACAGCUGGUUCAGGAUGCCCUCGCUCCGCCUGCCCAGCUUCUGGCGCUCCUCCAAGGAGCGGGGCGCGGCUGGCGGGCCGGGCGCUCGGCAGGACGGAGAGGCUCCAGCUGCGGUCACGAGUCCCGGGGUCGGUGCCGCUGGGUCGGGGGUGGCGGUCCCUGUGUCCCCCCCACCCCCAGAGGCCGAGGGAGAGGCUCCGAGGCCGAGUCUGGGCAGCAGAGGCCUGACGGUGCACCUGCCUCGGGCAGGGACCGCCUCGGAUGAGCUUCCCAGCGCCGAGAGCGCCCGGCUGGGCCCCGGCGAGGGCUCCCGCCCCCCGCAGGCGCCGGGGGGCAGACCUUCCUCCUGGGAAGCACAGCCUCCCCCUGGGGAACCGGGCGGGACUCCGGCAGGGGGUGCAGGCGGAACGGAGCGCCGGCCUUCCCCGCCCGAGGGCCCCCUCACCCUGAAGGCUUCGAGAACCGACACCCCUGCCCGGGUCUCUGUCGUCGACGUGCGGCAGCUCUGGGCGGACUCUGUGCUCACUGUCAGGUUCCCCGUGCUGAAGGUGCCCAGGUUCACCUUCCCGGCCCCGGGCUCCGAGGGGGAUGUCUUCGUCCCCCCCCUGAGCGAGGCCCUGGCCCAGCGUGAGGAUGGCCCGGGCGCCUGUGGCGCCAGCUUCCUGAAGGCGGGCGCUGGGGUCCCCGGGCAGCAGCCCUCGGCCCCUGACCUCCCCUCGGACGCUUCCCCCAUUUCUAGGGUCAGGGUGCACAUUCAAGGCGCCCGGGGGGAGAGCCACGAAGUCACCGUCCGCAGCAGGGUCACAGCCGACUUUGCCGACCUGCAGGGCCUGGAGGCUUUUUCCACCCAGAUCGUGCGGGAAGCAGAGGUCCCCGCCUCCCAGAUCCAGACGCCGGCCUACGGGUUCUCCCUGCUGACCGGGAAGGUCCUGGAGGCGCCCCUGCGGGCGCAGCUGCACCUGGUCUCCCCGGACGCCCCGCCGCCCGACGCUGCCCCUGGCGCGCUGCAGCCGGACACCGGGGAGCCGUUCGAAAUCAUCUCGCGCACCGCCGCCCUCGCGCCCGGAUCGCCGGCCUCGGCAUGGGAAGCGCACCGCGGCCCCCAGCGCGCAGACAGCUGUUCGGACGAGGAGCCCGCGGAGAUCCUCGAAUUCUCCCCUGACGUCGGCCAGGACGAGGACGGGGAUGCGGCAGAGAGACCCGGGAGCCAGCGGCCCUCGGGCCGGUUCCGGUUCUGGCUUCCGAGCAUCGGGUUCUCUUCCUCCGCGGCCGACGCGCGCGCGGAUCCCGCGGAGGACGCGCCCAGCCCCGCUCCACCGGCUCCGGUCCAAACGCAGCCUGAGGCCCGCCCCGGGGCGGGGCCGCCCGAGAAGCCGGAGAAGGCCGGCUGGUUCCGAUUCCCCAAGCUCGGGUUCUCCUCCGCCCCCAGCAGGAAGAGAGACAGCGCGGGGGAGGACGAGGCAGGCCCGGCCGGGCCCAAGCCCCAGGAAGAAGCGGUCACGUUUUUCGACGCCCGGGACAGCUUCUCUGUGGAGGAGCCCGAGGGCGUGGAGCCCGCCGAGGCGGGCGCCGGGCCCACAACCGAGUGAGGCUGCCGCGUGCUCUCUGGGGAGGGCGGAGGCGCCAGGGCGCGGCCAUCGCGGAGCCUCCGGCCCCGGCCCGACGCUGGCAGCCACGGACGCCGGGACCGUGCCGGGCGGCGUGCUCCUGGGUCUUGGCGCACACGCUUCU
Molecule: messenger RNA, 16588 nt
Organism: Phyllostomus hastatus (greater spear-nosed bat)
Lineage: Eukaryota; Metazoa; Chordata; Mammalia; Chiroptera; Phyllostomidae
Gene: AHNAK2
Product: AHNAK nucleoprotein 2
Biological process (GO): regulation of RNA splicing
Cellular component (GO): costamere; cytoplasm; nucleus
Molecular function (GO): protein binding
Source: RefSeq, a predicted model, not a curated record